Alligator mississippiensis (American alligator) is the source of this 1017-nucleotide messenger RNA. It is a transcript of the gene IGFBP7, whose product is annotated as insulin like growth factor binding protein 7. Gene Ontology annotation, cellular component: extracellular region. NCBI's taxonomy places the organism in Eukaryota, Metazoa, Chordata, Crocodylia, Alligatoridae. Gene Ontology annotation, molecular function: insulin-like growth factor binding. The transcript is spliced from 5 exons. Bases 16 to 849 code for a protein of 277 amino acids. The record is from RefSeq and is a predicted model, not a curated record. Gene Ontology annotation, biological process: regulation of signal transduction; regulation of cell growth.
GGCAGCACCAGCACCAUGCUGCUGCGCCUGCUGCUGGCGGCCGCGUGCGCGGGGCUGGCGCCGGGCUGGGCCGAGGCCCCGGCGGGUGCCGCGUGCGGGCGCUGCGAGGCGGGGCAGUGCCCGGCGCUGCCCGCCCGCGGCUGCCCGCUGGGCCGGGUGCGGGACGCGUGCGGCUGCUGCUGGCAGUGCGGGCGCGGCGAGGGCGAGGCGUGCGGCGGCGCCUGGGGCCGCUGCGCCGCGGGGCUGGAGUGCGCCCGCAGCCGCCCGCGCCGCAAGGGCCGCAGCCCGUCCCCCCCGCCGCCCGCAGCCGCCGCCGCCGCCAGCGGCGUGUGCGUGUGCAAGAGCCGCUACCCGGUGUGCGGCAGCGACGGGCUCACCUACGCCAGCGCCUGCCAGCUGCGCGCCGCCAGCCUGCGCGCCCAGAGCCGCGGCCAGCGCGCCCUCGCCCAGCGCAGCAAGGGGCCCUGCGAGCAAGGACCCUCCAUUGUGACUCCCCCCAAGGAUAUCUGGAAUGUCACUGGAGCGCAGAUUUACCUGAGCUGUGAAGUCCUGGGAAUCCCAACCCCGGUGCUCAUCUGGAAUAAGAUAAUACAGGGACAAUACGGUGUCCAGCGGAUGGAGCUCCUGCCUGGGGACCGUGAGAACUUGGCUAUCCAGACCCGUGGUGGGCCUGAAAAGCAUGAAGUGACUGGCUGGGUGCUGAUCUCUCCUUUGAGUAAAGAAGAUGCUGGGGAAUAUGAGUGUCAUGCAUCAAACUCAAAGGGAGAAGCUACAGCCUCUGCAAAAAUCACUGUUGCUGAUGCCCUACAUGAAAUACCUAUAACAAAAGAUGAUGGUGCAGAGCUGUGACACAGAGGACUAUCAUUCAUGCACAGUUUAAGUUAGCAAUUUGGAAAGCUGCAGUCACUAGGCUUUUCCAGCGCAAUAAUCAGUUCCCUGUCCCCAUUCAUUCAGCCUUCUAAUAUUGUUUUGCUUUCACACUUUGCAAACAUACAAAUAAACAGGAUUCACAAUGGA